Messenger RNA from Lycium barbarum (goji berry), 2065 nucleotides. RefSeq names its product protein DA1-related 2-like. Lineage: Eukaryota; Viridiplantae; Streptophyta; Magnoliopsida; Solanales; Solanaceae. Gene Ontology annotation, molecular function: ubiquitin binding. The record is from RefSeq and is a predicted model, not a curated record. The transcript is spliced from 12 exons. The coding region runs from base 187 to 1788 and encodes 533 amino acids.
GGCUUCACUCACACUCCAGUUUAUCUUUGGCUUUCUCCUUCCCUUUCCAUCACCAUCUGCCUCAGCAGAUUCCCUCACUUUUUUCCCAAUCCCCAUGCCUUCGUUUUUUCUUUCUGGCAAGCCAAGAAUCUCUUUCCCUCUCAAAGAUUCUCUUCUUUCUCUUAUAACUUACCCUUUUCCAAUAGUAUGCCAUUCUUCUUCUCUCUCUUCUAUUACAUUACCAUUGUCGUCUCUCUCUCUAUAUACUCACAAUUUGUUCUCAUGGUUCCUUCAAGUGUCAAACACUUUCAGCGUUGCAUAUAUGGUGACUUUGUUUCUUCAUACGCAGAGAGGAAGUCAAGGUUUAUGAAAUGGCUGACUAAGAUUUUCAAGAGUGGGUCAUGUAAUAGGGGAUCGCCACGUGGACAGCAACCACAGUUUCUAGGAGAUGAGAAUAUGGUUUGGCGCCCCCCAAUCAGAUCAUUGGAUGAUCGGUCGUCUGAUGCUAGUAAAGAGAAAGACGAACUAGACCGUGCAACUGCAGUCUCUUUGACCGAGGAUUUGAAAAGACCAGGAUACAAAUGCAGGACUGAUAAUGAUGAAGAUCUAGAAAGAUCACUUAACCAUGACCUUACUUCAUCGUCAUAUCCUCCAUAUCCUCCUCCAUAUGCUCCUUCAUAUGCCCCUUGGGAAUAUAAUCCCAGAAGUUAUAGAAUAUGUAGUGGCUGCCAUGGGGAUAUUGGCUCUGGCAAUUAUUUGGGAUGCAUGGGAACUUUCUUUCAUCCAGAGUGCUUUCUUUGUCGUGCCUGUGGUUACCCAAUUACUGAAUAUGAGUUUUCCUUGUCAGGGAGCAAUACAUAUCACAAAUCAUGCUUCAGGGAAAUGACUCACCCCAAAUGUGAAGUUUGCUACCAAUUUAUCCCAACAAACGCAGCAGGCUUGAUUGAGUAUAGGUGCCAUCCAUUUUGGUCUCAGAAAUAUUGUCCUUCACAUGAACAUGAUGACACCAAACGAUGCUGUAGUUGUGAACGUUUGGAGCCAUGGAAUGCAAGAUAUGUAUCACUUGGGGACGGUAGGAGCUUAUGCCUAGAGUGCAUGGAAUCUGCCAUCAUGGAUACCGGAGAUUGCCAACCGCUUUACCAUGCCAUCAGAGACUAUUAUGAAGGCAUGAACAUGAAAAUAGAACAGCAAGUCCCUAUGCUUCUUGUUGAAAGACAAGCCCUUAAUGAAGCCAUUGAAGGGGAGAAGCAUGGUUUCCAUCAUAUGCCCGAAACCAGAGGUCUAUGCCUAUCAGAAGAGCAGACAGUCACCAGUAUACUCAAAAGGCCGAGAAUGGGUGGUCGCGAAGUAGUAGGAAUCAGAACACACCCUCAAAAGCUAACUAGAAAAUGUGAAGUUACAGCUAUUCUAGUAUUGUUCGGUCUACCAAGAUUACUUACUGGCGCGAUUCUUGCUCAUGAACUGAUGCAUGCAUGGUUACGUCUAAAAGGAUUCCGUAAUCUAAGCCUUGAGGUAGAGGAAGGAAUCUGCCAAGUGGUUUCAUACAUGUGGCUGGAAUCAGAGGUAAUGCCUGUAUCCAGAGAUAUGCCAUCAACAUCAACUGCUUCAUCCUCAUCAAUGUCAUCAUCCAAGAAAGGUGUUAAGUCUGGAGUAGAGAAUAAGUUGGGUGAGUUUUUCAUGCACCAGAUCGUGCAUGAUACUUCUCCAGCAUAUGGUGGGGGAUUUAGAUCUGCUAAUGAAGCCGUGAAUAAGUAUGGUUUAAGAUGUACAUUGGAACACAUUCGCCUCACAGGAAGUUUUCCUUUAUGAUACGUCAUCUUGACAUCUCUGACCGUGUCUGUCGAAGGUCUCUUCUGCUGUAUGGCAAUCCAGAAGUCAUUGAAUUGAAUUGAAUGCUCCCCUGAGCAAACGAGUUGAUCUUCAAAGCUUGAUUAGCUCCUCUUAUUUUUUUAUGGUAUCCAUCUGUGGAUACUCAGUCCCAAAAAGAAGAUUAUAUGCCACAAUGAAAAUGAGAAGAAUAUGUAACAUGUAAUGGGCACUACGGCAUUUUAACUGCAAUAAAAUAUGAAUUUGAAUGCUCCAAGAA